AUGUUUACAGCUGAAAGCUUACGAAAAGCUUGUUGCUCCUUAUUCACCUACCUGCCAUAUCUUGCUAUCAACUCCUCAGCACUUUCGAUCACAGCUUUCACUGUUGAACGAUUCAUAGGCAUAUGUCAUCCAUUUUGGGCCAGAACAAUAUGCACUGUGAAAAGGGCGAAGCUUAUCAUUGGCAUCAUCUGGGCAUUUUCGCUUAUUUACAACUUUCCAUGGCUCUUCCUUUCUGGGCUUAUACACGAUGAAGAGGGUGCUUAUUGUGAUUUUAAAAUGGGAAGAGAGGACUGGAAAUAUAAGGUGAUGUACGUAGGCGAUUUGGUUGGAUUCUAUGUUAUUCCGAUGUUUUUGAACAUUGUUAUCUAUGCAAAAAUUGCCAUAGUACUAAGUCAAUGUGGAGAAAAACUGAAGCAAGACCCAAAAGAAAAAAAUGGACAAACGAGCUCCUUGCUUUCAUCGCCACCACUGGGUGAAGCGAAGGAGAGUCACAUCACUGGGAGAAGAAAUUCAUCAAAGGGAAGAAAUCAGGUUGUAAAAAUGUUGGCUUUGGUCGUAUUCGUCUUUGCUACGUGUUGGCUACCGUAUCGUGCAAUGGUAGUCAAUAAUUCAUUCCGUGACGAGAAAUGGAAUUCUGAAGGGUAUAUUCUCUUCUCAAAGACGAUGAUUUUCAUUAAUUGUGCCAUCAAUCCAAUUCUAUACAACCUGAUGUCGGCCAGA
Messenger RNA from Cylicostephanus goldi, 720 nucleotides. Lineage: Eukaryota; Metazoa; Nematoda; Chromadorea; Rhabditida; Strongylidae. The record is from the annotation of a GenBank genome assembly.